AUGAGGACAGCCUGUGCGGGGACGGCAGCGAGCUGAAGAUGUCCACCUCCCAGAUCAAGAGGAAGAAACGCCGGCACAGGACGGUGUUCACAGCUCACCAGCUGGAGGAGCUGGAGAAGGCAUUCAAUGAAGCUCACUACCCUGACGUCUAUGCCCGGGAGAUGUUGGCCGUGAAGACAGAGCUGCCAGAGGACAGGAUACAGGUUUGGUUUCAGAACCGAAGAGCCAAGUGGCGGAAGCGGGAGAAGUGCUGGGGACGGAGCAGCGUGAUGGCCGAGUACGGCCUCUACGGGGCCAUGGUGAGGCACUCCAUCCCUCUGCCCGAGUCCAUCAUCAACUCUGCCAAGAGCGGGCUGGUGGGAUCCUGCGCCCCAUGGCUGCUGGGUAUGCACAAAAAGUCCAUGGAGGUGAGCAGGAAGGCAGAGAGCCAGGAGAAGCUGGCAGAUGGCUGGCGAGCGGAGCAGCAGGAGGAAGAGGAACUCAAAGGGAAGCAGGCCAGUUCCCAGAGGGGGUCCGACAAGCUUGGCCCAGCAAAAGAUUCAGAGGACACAGCCAUUGACCUCUCCAGGACAGCCAAGCAUGAGAAGAGGGGUGUACUGAGGCAGUGCAUCAAUGGGGACCCCCCCACAGAGCUGAGCAACAGGGACCACUGA
Nestor notabilis (Kea) is the source of this 653-nucleotide messenger RNA. RefSeq names its product visual system homeobox 1 (gene VSX1). The annotation marks the transcript as partial. The transcript has 4 exons. Gene Ontology annotation, molecular function: DNA-binding transcription factor activity, RNA polymerase II-specific; sequence-specific double-stranded DNA binding. NCBI's taxonomy places the organism in Eukaryota, Metazoa, Chordata, Aves, Psittaciformes, Psittacidae. Gene Ontology annotation, cellular component: nucleus. Gene Ontology annotation, biological process: regulation of transcription by RNA polymerase II. The record is from RefSeq and is a predicted model, not a curated record.